Molecule: messenger RNA, 393 nt
Organism: Leishmania braziliensis MHOM/BR/75/M2904
Lineage: Eukaryota; Euglenozoa; Kinetoplastea; Trypanosomatida; Trypanosomatidae
Exons: 1
Coding region: 1-393 (130 amino acids)
Source: RefSeq, a predicted model, not a curated record
AUGGCGAGCAUUGCCACCGACGCUGCUACGCGCCCGACGGCCGCGGACGAGGCGGAGGGGUCUGUCUGGCAUAUCUAUGAGGGUCGAACCUACCGCGUGCCCCUGUCGUUUGUGCGCCGCCACCCGAACGGUCCAAAGCUGCUGCUGCCCUACGCAAAUCGAGACAUCACACAGGCGUACAACGAAGCCGGUCACUCGAAGAAGGCGAUGCGCACGCUACUGAAGUUCCUGGAUGAGUCUGUUUCCAUCGAAGACUUGCAGCUGCUAUGCGAGAAGGCGUGUGAGGGGCGCAACCAACGCACAUGGAACUGGUGUGUGCAGGCAGGGAGUCUGUUGAGUGUUGUGACAGUGAUGGUGGCUGUGUACGUGCGUUGCAAACAGCGGUCUACUUAG